CUAUGCCUUGUAUGCGGCUCCGCUGAAUCCGAGCCACAUUUUGGAGGGCAUUGUUGUCGAGCCUGCGCCGCCUUCUUCCGUCGUUACUACCAAUCCAAAAAGAUUACCAAAAAAUGUACAUGUAAAGAACGAAAAAUUAAAUCCCAUCCAUGCCGAGAAUGUCGAAUUGCAAAGUGUAUCGCAAUUGGAAUGUCGCCGGAUAAACUACAAGGAUUCCGCGACAAAAAUCUAACUAUGGAAGUGUGCCAAAACACACCAUCUGGAAGUUCAACAUCACUUUUAGCAGCCCGUAUCAUCCCUCGUACCACCUCAACCCUGGAAUUCGCUAUUCCGAAUUGGCACGAAUUCGAACGAAUGCGAAAAGAAAAUAGUCGCGAAAAAACGGAUUGGUUGAACAUUUAUGAAAUUUCUUGUAUGAUACGAAUGGAUAUCAAUUUGACAUGGAAAAUGGUUGAUAAAAUGUUCCCGUUGUCCAGAAAGCUCGACGACUCUGAUAAGAAAGCUCUUCUUCGACACUUUAUACUCAAAUUCUGGCAGAUAUGGCCAAUUUUUGACUGUAUAAAAAACACAGAAGAUUACGAAAGUAUGAAGAAAAAUAAUUAUGAGAAAAUGAUCGUUGGUUGGUAUGGUGGAUGUUUUAAGGAAGGAAAAGAGAUGUCAAACAACGAAAUUAUAAGAGUUUUCGAACCGUUUUGGAGCACAUUUUACUCCCAAAUUGUGCCCCCAAUCAUAGGAUUAAAAUUGGAAAAUGAGGAAUUGAUGGCAAUUGUUUGGCUAUUGUUUUUUGAUAAUGCCUACACAAACAUCUCCCAAGAAUGUGAAGAAAUAUGCCGAAAUAUCAAAAAAGUGAUACUUCGAGAAUUGAAAAACUAUCAAAUCGACAAAAACUUUGAAGAAAUGCGUUUGUUGGAUACUGUAGAAACACUGGAACUUAUCGAGAAAUCUGAACAGAAGUUUCUGGAAGAAAUGAUGAUCUGUGAAAUGCACCAUGUCAGAAUUCAUGAUGAUUUUAAAGCGAUACUUAAGGAG
Molecule: messenger RNA, 1029 nt
Organism: Caenorhabditis briggsae
Lineage: Eukaryota; Metazoa; Nematoda; Chromadorea; Rhabditida; Rhabditidae
Gene: Cbr-nhr-112
Product: Protein CBR-NHR-112
Exons: 7
Biological process (GO): regulation of DNA-templated transcription
Molecular function (GO): DNA-binding transcription factor activity; sequence-specific DNA binding; zinc ion binding
Source: RefSeq, a predicted model, not a curated record